AUGUUAGAUAAAUCUUCUCGUGUAAUAUCAUCGUAUGUUCGUAAUAUAUUUAUAAGAAAUACAUUAUUAAAAAAUGAAUACGGAAUAUUUGAGUAUUCAUUUAUAAGAAAUUAUAUAUAUAUAAGGAAUGAGAAUAGUCCAAAAAAAAUUUUAAAUAUUGAUAUAAGAAAUUUUGUUAAUAUUAUAAAUAAUAAUAGUGAUAAAGGAGUAUAUAAAGAAAUUAUAAAUAUAUCUUCUGUGCGUAAUAUAAAAAGUGGAGAAAAAGAAAAAAGUACAGAUAAACAUAAAUAUAAAAAUAAAAAUAACAAGGAAAAUAAUAUAUUAUUAAAUAGUAUAAAAAAUAAUAAUUUAAUAUCAUAUAAUAUAAAUGAUAAUUUAUAUUAUAAACAAGACAAGUCUAUAGGAAGUAAUAAACUUCCCUUAAAUUAUAUUAAAAAGAUAAAUAAUAAUAAGAAUAUUAUAUUUAAGUAUCAUCGUUAUAUUAAUAAUUAUAAUAUUAAAAAAUAUACAAAUAAAACUUUUAGGAACUUGUUUUUUAAUAUAAAUGAAGAAUGCACAAUGGAGAAUAAAUUCUUAGGGAAAUAUGAAGAUAAUAAUAUUUUAUAUGAGAAGGAUAUAAAAAAUAAUUAUGAUUUAGAUCAAUCAGAAUAUGAGAAAAAUGUUUUAAUAAAAAGCGAUUUAAAAAAAGAAAAAACAAAAUAUGUUUUUAAAGAAUUUUCUGUUUUCUCUUUUAAUAUAUUAGCUAAUAGUCUAGUUGAUUAUAAAUAUGAUAGUAAUGGAUAUAACAUUAUGCAAUGGAUGAAUAGAAAAAAAUGGAUUCAUCAAAAUAUUAUGAAUAAAUUAUCAGAUAUUAUAUGUUUACAAGAAAUAGAAGAAAGUUAUUUUAUAGAAUUAAAAAAUGAAUUAGAAAAAUUACAUUUUAAAGGUUUAUUUUUAAAAAAGAAAAAGGAUACAUGUAAAGAUGGUAUAUGUAUUUUUUAUAACACCAAAGUUUUUGAGCUCUUAUUUUUUGAUGAAGUCAUAUAUGAUAAAUCCUCUUUGCUUAAAAAAUGGCAUGUAGGUUUAAUAGUAGCUCUAAGAAAUAUUAUAUCAAAAAGGAUAGAACAUUUUGAAGAGAAUGAUGAUAAUAAUAUGAAUAAAAAAAGUUAUAAUAAGGAAUAUAAUAGUACUAAAGGGGAAAAUAACUUAGAAAAUAGUGAUACUCACAUAAACAACAAUAACAACAACAACAAUAAUAAUAAUAAUAAUAAUAAUAAUUUUAAUAUAUUUAAUAUGUGUGACGAUAUUGUUAUAGUUUCAAAUACACAUCUAAUUUUUGAUUCAUACAAAGGAGAUGUAAAAUUAUAUCAAAUAUGUUAUAUGACAUACCGUUUAAUUCUUAUGAUGAAGAAAUGUAUCAAUUAUAUAAAGAAAAAGAAGAAAGUAAAUCAUAAUAUAGAUAGCAAUUACUCAUCUGAUAAUUGUAUAAAUGAUUUUUUUGUAUCAUCAAAUGAUGAUAAGUUUCUUAAACCAUCUAUUAUACUAUGUGGGGAUUUUAAUAUAACACCAAAUAGUUUAUUAUAUUAUUUUAUAAUUAACAGAUUUAUUAAUUUAAAACAUAUGAAUUUAAAAUAUCUUUCUGGACAAUAUCUAAUGUUUAAUAAACAAUAUUAUUUUUAUAAUUAUUUAAAAGGAAUUGAAAUUACAAAAAUAUUUGAUGAUAAUAUUGUGAAUGACUUGAAAUAUGCAUGUGGUAAUAAGUUACCUGAACAAAUCAGAAACGAACCAUUAUUCUCAAUUUUUAAAGAUGAGCAAAUAUUGAAUGAGGAAUAUUUAUUAAAUCUUAUUAGUAAAAAUAAUAAUAACAACAACAACAAUAAUAAUAAUAAUAAUAAUAAUGAUAAUAUUUAUUUGAACUCUUAUAUAGAUAAUUACAACUCUUUUGAGGAUUCAUUUUAUAUUAUAAAAAAUAAAGAUAUACAAAACAAAACAUAUCAUAAUUAUAUUGAAAAAAGUAAUAAUAUAAUAUCAAUAAAUGGAAAAAUUAAAAAUAUGAACAAUAUAAAUGAUAAUAAUGAAAAGGAAAGUAGUUAUGAUAGACAAUUAAAUGAGAAGGAUAGAAGAAGUAUUCAUAUGAAUUUAAAUGAAGAACAUAAUGAUAACAUAUUAGAUAAUGAAGAAGAAGAUUUUAUAUUAUAUUAUCCAUUAUAUUUUAAAAGUAUAUAUAAUAAAAGUACAAAUAAUAUUGUUGAAAAAUCAUGUUAUAAAUAUGAUAGUAUAGAUAAAUUAAAUAAUUUAGAAAAUAACUUAAUGCUGUGUCAAAUGCCUUUUACUGUUUUUCAUGGUAAACAAAAAGGGUGUGUAGAUUAUAUAUUUUAUUCGUACAAAAAUCUUAAGGAAGUAUCAUAUACCGAUUUACCCCCUUUUGACAAGCUAGCCAAAUAUGGAUGUUUACCUAAUGAAAAAUAUGCCUCGUCUGAUCAUUUGUAUUUACAUGCUACCUUAAUUAGGACAAUAGAGGAAUAA
Messenger RNA from Plasmodium adleri (nom. inval.), 2505 nucleotides. RefSeq names its product DNase I-like protein, putative. The transcript has 3 exons. Gene Ontology annotation, molecular function: 3'-5'-RNA exonuclease activity. Bases 1 to 2505 code for a protein of 834 amino acids. The record is from RefSeq and is a predicted model, not a curated record. NCBI's taxonomy places the organism in Eukaryota, Apicomplexa, Aconoidasida, Haemosporida, Plasmodiidae.